This is a messenger RNA of Medicago truncatula (barrel medic), 1061 nucleotides long. RefSeq names its product probable chalcone--flavonone isomerase 3. The transcript is spliced from 5 exons. Bases 249 to 878 code for a protein of 209 amino acids. NCBI's taxonomy places the organism in Eukaryota, Viridiplantae, Streptophyta, Magnoliopsida, Fabales, Fabaceae. Gene Ontology annotation, molecular function: intramolecular lyase activity. The record is from RefSeq and is a predicted model, not a curated record.
ACCAACAUUAUUAUUAAACAAAAAUAUAGACCACUUGAGAGAGAAAGUCACAAGUAUGUAUGUCAACUCGAUCUACCUACCACCUUAAUUUAGCUACGGAGUGUGUCUAAUAAACAACCUUAUAUAACAACCUAAGUAAUAUCUACCAUUCUUACAUCUCAUCUUAAGUUUCUCUCUUAAACCAUCUCACCACAAUUCUCUCUACUUUCUCUGUCUCUAUCUACAUCGAUCACCAGCAACUAAUAACUAUGGCUAGUGAAACUGUUUUGGUUGAUGAAAUCUCUUACCCUUCAAAGAUCACUACUAACAAACCCCUUUCUCUCCUUGGUCAUGGGAUUACCGACAUGGAGAUCCAUUUUCUCCAAGUGAAAUUCUAUUCAAUUGGGGUUUAUUUGGAACCUGAAGUAGUAAACCACUUGCAACAGUGGAAAGGUAAGCCUGCCAAGGAAUUGGAAGACAAUGAUGACUUCUUUGAUGCUCUCAUAUCUUCUCCUGUGGAGAAGGCAAUUAGACUUGUUGUGAUUAAAGAGAUUAAGGGUGCACAGUAUGGUGUUCAGAUUGAGACUGCUGUUAGGGACCGUUUGGCAGCCGAUGACAAAUAUGAGGAUGAAGAAGAAGAAGCUUUGGAAAAAGUAAUUGAAUUUUUCCAGUCUAAGUACUUCAAGAAACAUUCAGUCAUCACAUAUCAUUUCCCAGCAAACUCUCCAACUGCUGAGAUAGUGGUAUCUUUGGAAGGAAAAGAAGACUCAAAGUAUGUAAUAGAGAAUGCCAAUGUAGUAGAGACUAUUAAGAAAUGGUAUCUUGCUGGCUCAAGGGCUAUAUCACCUUCAACCAUUUCAUCCUUGGCUAACCAUCUCUCAGAGGAAUUGUCCAAGUGAAGAAAAUCUCGUGGUGUGUAAUGUAAUAUUGAGAAUCUAUGUUCUUUGUUGCUAUUUUGUAUUAAUUGGAAUUUUUUCCACUCUGUUUGCGGAAUUCUGCUUUUUAACUUAUUGGAAUAAUGUUAAUCUUGUGAGACAUAUCAAAUUCAUGCUUGCUCAAUAAAUUGAUAUUCUUUAUGGAAA